AAUGGCGACUUCCCUAGGCAUCUAAAAACGUCAAACAACGCAGUUGGCGAUAAUAACUGUAACAAUAAUAAUAAUAGAGUAAGAAUAAGACUUUGAUAGGAGAUUCUACGCAUUUUUGACUCUCCAAUUUUUCCAUCGUGACACUUUCGGCGUUCAAUAUGCGAGCCGUGUUCAGUGAUUGUUUCAUCCUAGCCUUUAUUGUCCAGUUUAUGACUCAAGUCUAUGUCUCCAGCCAACGUGUCGUCGUAUCCAACGACGGACCCGCCAUACUAGGAGGUUCGAUAACCUUCAGAGCCGAUCUCUACAAUGAUGACGGAACUAGACCGUCGGGAACGUUUUCAUACAUCUGGGAAGAUGACGCGUUGAAUCCGCACAAGUAUACGUCCCCAAACACGGAGAACACAACUUCCGAUUGGACCGUCACGUUUCCAGCUGAUAGAAACAGCGUCGGAUCGUAUCGGCUCAAGCUAGUUGUGGAGAAGAAAUUUUGGAUAGCUUGGCCAGUCUUUGCGAGUGCAAUGACAGACUAUAAAGUGACGAAUCUUCUUAACGGCAACAUGACACUCACUCAGGCAAAUAAAAGCAUCAAUAGCGACUACGUCUCGUCCAGCUCUCCAACAGAGUUGAGAAUUAAUCUGCGCAAGGCCGAUUACGACAUGGUCAAGGCUAAGGGGGCGACCUCGAUCACGACCUCCUGGCGUAUUAACUGCACAUUCUUUGGACCGUUUCCGAAUUUAACGUUCAAUCAUCAUUUUUCCGAAUUAAAUACGACCCAAGUCAUCGAAGCCCUGGUCGUUGUCUCUUACGAUCCACCCGUUACUACCACCACACUUGCGCCAACAACCGUAGCUCCACUCACCACUACUUCAGCAUCAAACACAACAACAUCGACUACGCCAAUCACAACGACGACUACUUUGCCUAGCAGCACUUCAGCAGUGCCAAAAGUUGAAUCUAAGAUGACGGUGAAUUCCGCCGCUCUCUCCACAUGCUCAAACGCAACGAUCAUUCCUCAGGAUCCAAACAACACUUACGGUUAUUUUACGAAAGCGGUGAAGGUUAGAGCGCCCAUCUCAAACAUCACCGUCACUGGUACAAACUGGCUUCAACCCUGGGAGAUGCUCUCCUUGAAUGUGAGCUGCAAAGGCUCUGGACCGUUCAAAGUAUGUCUUUCGAUCCAUCCAGGAAACUAUAACAUAACGGGAAAUGAAACCUGCAAGACUAAUACGGUCUUGGAAAACUGCAGCUUCCCGAUAAUCCAUUACUUCCUCGAAGCCAAUGUCUACACGUAUCUUGUGGUGCUGGAAAACGAGAUCAGCAUUCAGCGCUAUCCUCUGACUAUAAAUAUUUACAAAGCUACCACUAAAGCCCAACUUUCUGUAAUAAUCGUGCCUGUCUCCUGCUCUCUGGCAGCGAUGGUUUUGAUAGUUUUUGGUAUCGCUUACUACAUGCAGAGUCGAGCCAGGUUCACCGUCGAAGUGGCAGACUUUGAUUUUGGACAGCACAAUCCUGAAAUGGAAUAUAAAACGUUUACCGAGAGAUUGCGGGACUCGUUUAACACCGCACUACGCCCUGGAGGAGAUAGAAUAAACGGGUACGAGGCACUGAAUAAACCGCUCGUAGAGUAACAAACAGUAACAAUUAGUAAAAAGAACAAACAGGUAGAGAGAAUAAAUUAAAAGACUCAUAUUCAUUACUACACAACGCAAAAUUUAAUACUAAUAUUAUUGUAACAAGUUAGUGUGGCCUGAGAAUCAACCUGAGACA
Messenger RNA from Diprion similis, 1767 nucleotides. RefSeq lists its product as uncharacterized. The coding region runs from base 159 to 1628 and encodes 489 amino acids. The transcript is spliced from 7 exons. The record is from RefSeq and is a predicted model, not a curated record. Lineage: Eukaryota; Metazoa; Arthropoda; Insecta; Hymenoptera; Diprionidae.